Molecule: messenger RNA, 3412 nt
Organism: Ostrea edulis (European flat oyster)
Lineage: Eukaryota; Metazoa; Mollusca; Bivalvia; Ostreida; Ostreidae
Product: E3 ubiquitin-protein ligase TRIM71-like
Exons: 2
Coding region: 164-1813 (549 amino acids)
Molecular function (GO): protein binding; zinc ion binding
Source: RefSeq, a predicted model, not a curated record
AACAGGAGCGUCUACAGGUCUACCAGCUGGUGUAGAUAUCGAUGUUUAUAUAGAGGCGAUCACACCACACACAGGUAAAGCACGGGACUACACUGAAGGUCGAAAUAUCACGGAGGCCAUUUUGGAUUUAGAGUGAACUACUAAUGUGAACCCGAUACCAGAAAUGCUGCACCCCCGGCGCAGUGCGCAGGAAGUCCUACUGUGCGACUCCUGUGAAACUGCCCCGCUACAGAGUCACUGUGAACUGUGUAAUAUAAAUCUCUGUACUAACUGUGUAGGUAAACAUCUCUUGGAUUCGUCUAGAAAACACCGAGUCAUACCAUUCAUAGAGAAAAUUUCUGCCCCUAAAGUCUACCCAAAAUGUCUGACACACGCCGACAAACAGAGCGAACUUUACUGCGAGGAAUGUGACGUUCCUGUCUGUUCUACCUGUGUCUCAAAAAAACAUAGAGGGCACAAUUUAUGUGAUGUUCUGGAAAAACUCAGCGUUAAAACAGAAAGUUUACAAAAAGAUUUAGAGGAACUAGAGAGCAGAAUUUAUCCUCGAUAUCAAGAAAUGGCGUCCGAUGUCCAAACUGAGAAAUCCGAGUUACAAACGAAUUACGGGAAACUGACAACAGCUGCCGAUCAACAAGGAGAAGCCUUACACCGGGAGGUCACCGCCAUUGUCAACCAGCGGAAAUCCGACAUCCAGGAGAUGAAAAACAAACACCUAUCUACCCUGAAUAAAAAUACAGAAGAAAUCACACAGAAAAUGGCGGAACUCAAACAAAUCAUUUCCGACUUGAAAUCAAUCCUAAAAUCAAAUGACGUCUCUCUAACGUCAACGUACAAAUCUAGGAAUGGCGAGUUCCGACAAUUACCUCCUAAAGUCCGAGUCACAUUACCGAGUUUAUCUCCUCAGAAAAUUAACACAGAAAAGCUCCGUGAAAUGUUUGGUUCUCUGUUACCAUUAUCCAUUAACACAGAACAAGGCGACACAAUGAAGUCAGCAGAAGCUGUAUCGUCUCCUCCAGUCAAACCACUGCUUGAUGAGCCGCGAGUCACCGCCACCAUAGACACUGGGUAUGACUAUCUAUACAUUGUUAGCUGUCUGAGUGAAGAUCAAGUCUGGACAUGCGGGGAUAACGAAACCAUGAAGCUGCUCAACCUCCAGAGUAAACUACUGACAUCAAUACAAACCAAGUCAGGGGACACACCGCGGGACAUAGCAGUGACACGGGACGGAGAUCUUGUUUAUACUGAUAGUAACAAUAUAAACCUAAUUAAGAAUAAACAGAUACAGACCGUGAUCACACUACAGGGGUGGAGACCUCGCUAUGUCUGCUGUACCGCGGCUAAAGAUCUCCUGGUUAUCAUGAACAGUGAUGAUGGAGAACCAUCCAAAGUCGUGCGUUACUCCGGCUCCACAGAGAAACAAAGCAUUCAGUUUGAUGAUCAGGGUCGUCCUCUCUAUAAAUCUGGUGUUUACAUCAGUGAGAACAGGAACCUGGAUAUCUGUGUGGCUGACUAUGGAGCUAGUGCAGUAGUGGUGGUCAAUCAGUCAGGAAAACUCCGAUUUAGAUACACUGGUCAUCCCUCUAAUACCAAGCAAUCAUUUAUUCCACUCGGCAUCACUACAGACAGCCAGAGUCACAUCCUGACAGCAGACCAUGUCAAUAACCGUAUCCACAUCCUAGAUCAGGACGGACAGUUCCUCCGUUACAUUCACUGUGAUUUAGACGCUCCAUGGGGUUUAUGUGUGGACAUCAGAGACAACCUCUUUGUGGCUGAGUAUGUCACUGCUAAAGUGAAGAAAAUCCAAUAUCUAUAAUCACAGUGUUAAUUACACAUCUCUACAGUGUUAAUUACAUCUACCAUCACAGUGUUAAUUACAUCUACCAACACAGUGUUAAUUACAUCUACCAACACAGUGUUAAUUACAUCUACCAACACAGUGUUAAUUACAUCUCUGAGUGGAUUACAAGUGUUAAUUACAUCUACAAAAUCUGUCAAUUACAUCUCUAAACAGUGUUAAUUACAGCUGUGUGUUAAUUACAGCCAUGUUUUGUGGUGCGUAAGUAGCGUAACUAUCCUGUGUAUUGACAGUGUAUGUUUGGAUUGUUUGUAUACACUACCACCAUAAAUUGUCAUUCCUUUGACGAUUAAAUGAUGACCAAUAGAUAUAUUUGUAUUGUUGCCUAUGUCAUACGUUCGAGAGUGUCUUUUGUUUUGGUAUUGUAUUUGUCCUUAUGUGUUUUUAUUGUUGUUAUAGGGUUGUUUCAUUGAUUUGUUUCCCACUAUUGAACGAUCCAUCUUGUGGAUUAUCUUUACACCCAAGACCGGUUACAUAGGUAUACACACAAUUUUUAUACACAUGUUGGCAUGAAAUAUAUUCAAUAUAAUGAAAAAGAGCUGACUUCACUGUGUAUAAUUUCAAUUUAUCUCAGAAAAUUAUUCAGGGAUAAAACCUCAAUACAUGUGAAACAAUAAUGGACAUUCAAUAUUUUUGGCAUAGUGUGUUAAAAUGUGAUAUUGAUUUAUUUAAGGUGAAAAAUCAAAGUAUCUUGUAAAGAUACACAUUAAAUACACAAUAUGUAUCAGUAAUUAGUUUGAAACGGUUUUAAGUUGAGGUUUGCAUAAUAGCUCUUUUUAGAGAAUAAAAAAUUCAAAAAAUCGAGUAUUUUAAAUAGAUAUAAAAAGUUAAAAGCUUAACGUCAGCUAUCUAUUUGCAAGAGUUAUGCAUUUGGCAUUGAAAGAUCUGGAUGAUUAACCAAUUUUUUUUUAUGUGCAAGUAACUUAUUUUGGCGAAUGUAUGCUCAUUUUUGGUGGGCAGUGUAUUGAUUGUUUAAUGUAUUUUCCUCUCGAGAAUUUUCCACUCAUAUGGAGAUGUCACCAUUGCUGGUGAAGGGCUGCAAAAUUUCGGCCUAUGCUGGGUGCUUUUGGCCUUUCUUUAUCGUGCCGCAUCUGCUGUGACACCUGGCCUCUGCAUGCGGUCUCAUUCGAGGGACCGCCCCAUUUAGUCACCUCUUACAACAAGGGGUACAUCCUGUUAUACAAUUAGAUAUAUUGUGAAUGUACAUGUACUAGGUGUAUUCUGAUGAGUUGGAUAACUCGAGGACAAUAAAGAAUUGAAGUUAGUCUUUUGUGAUUACGUAUCCACCACACAAACCCUUGACGAAUGUAGCUAUUUAAAUUUCGGGCUCAGGAGUCCGGCGUUUCAUUGGGUCCAAGCCACACGGUCACUAAGGGUUUGUGUGGAGGGCAUGUAAUCACAAAAACUUGACUUGCGAGGAUGGAAAGGGGUACUGAGGACCUAUUUUAGAAUUGACAAUGUAGAUUUCUGGUUGUUUACUCGUGUCUGAUAGAACAUUAUUCUAUUUGUUUAUUAUGUAUUUCAAUAUCUGUAUUAUUACAUAAACAUUAUCUCGAG